AUGGCAACCACUCAGGCGAGUGUGAGGGUUACCGGGCCUCCUAAUAGCAGCUUUCUCGUGGGGUAUCCGGGAAUUUCUGCGACCUUGCCCCGCGUCGAAGGCAAGGUCGAAAUCCGCCCUGCCCAGGGCUUCUCCAUGCCCGUCCCGAUUUCCCUCGUCCGAAUAUCAUUAUUGCGCCGCGAAACCAUACACCCCGAUGCCGAUAAUCUUGCCAAGCGACAUUUAGGCACGGCCCGAAAGGAGAUUACCGACGUGGUCGGCAAAGAGGUGCUCCUUUUUCGCUGCUCCUCGGGCAAAGAGGCGGAGAGCGUCGUGGCCAUGGAUCUUCCAUUUGUGCUCUUCAUCCCUUUUGGCAAAGGUGGCGAGGAAGUAAACCGCCGAAUACCGCCCGCGUCGCUACAGCUCCCAAAUAGGACAGCCGAGACUUAUUACGAAAUCACCGUUACUGUGCAGCAGGGCUACAGCCAUCAGUACAAAUAUACAUUACCCAUGCCAUUACAACGUUACGACACUCUCUCUACAUUUGGCAUGUACAACAUGCCCGAAUCGAAACUCGUCAGCUCGAGUGACCUCGUGCAUAUGGGCAUGACCUUACCGAAAGGGAGCUACGGGCCGGGCGACCCCAUUACCGUCUAUAUAAAAUUGUCCCCCAACCUGGACUGGGCGGCCAAGGCCAAAAAGGUCACCAUUGAUAAAAUCACAUUGACGGUGGAGGAAGAAAUUACAUUUAAUCCCGAAGGAGACGAACCAACAAGGAAGAUCAAAGCAGUGGCCAAGCAGACCCAGACCGUCAAGACAAGGAUGCCCGAGGCCGGCUACGCCACCAACAUCGGCCUGUGCUUCCCGUGCAAUAACUUGCGUGACGCCGACGGGUUCAUCAAGAGAGGAAAGCCGGCCUUUCCCUUGUAUGAGGUUUCCACUUUUACAACACAAUCAUCACUCUACAAGAUUGAGUUUUUCCUCCAUAUCAAGGUACAAUUAAGCGGCGCACGCGAUAUUAUGAUUCGACAACCCAUUGUCAUAUGCCCUCUGGAUCAGCAAGCCUGCAAAGAGGAAAUGGACGCGAUUGAGCAGGCGGCCAAGGAUGCUUCCCACGUCAACCCCAACAACCCCAUGCUACCGGCAGGCACCAUUAUUCUUGCCAGCGAUCGUGACUCGAUUCGGGCUCUCGGUCUAUGCACCGUCGGCGGACAGAACAAGCCCUUUAUCGAAUAG
Messenger RNA from Beauveria bassiana ARSEF 2860, 1215 nucleotides. Its product is annotated as arrestin domain-containing protein. Gene Ontology annotation, biological process: division septum assembly. The coding region runs from base 1 to 1215 and encodes 404 amino acids. The transcript is spliced from 3 exons. The record is from RefSeq and is a predicted model, not a curated record. Gene Ontology annotation, cellular component: division septum. NCBI's taxonomy places the organism in Eukaryota, Fungi, Ascomycota, Sordariomycetes, Hypocreales, Cordycipitaceae.